Molecule: messenger RNA, 1578 nt
Organism: Trichoplax adhaerens
Lineage: Eukaryota; Metazoa; Placozoa; Uniplacotomia; Trichoplacea; Trichoplacidae
Exons: 7
Coding region: 1-1578 (525 amino acids)
Source: RefSeq, a predicted model, not a curated record
AUGAGUGGUAAUCAUCAUAACUCUACUGCAGUUCGAUUGGCUUAUGGAUCUAUUGCUUUCUUCUUAACUGCUCUUCAUAACAUAUUUAUUAUAUACUAUGUGGACCUGUUCAUCACUGUAUAUAAAAUCGAUCAAGUAUCCUUUUGGAUAGGGGAGACGAUAUUCUUAAUAUGGAAUUCACUCAAUGAUCCCCUAUUUGGAUGGAUAAGCGAUAGAAAAUCCUUAUCGAGUUCUAGUAAUGGAGCCAAUGAAGGUGCAUCCCCUGAGAUUGUACUCAAAAGAGUUAGAACCAUUCGAAUAUAUGGACCCUUGUUUGCAAUAUCAUUUAUGUCAUUAUGGAUUCGUUGGGCUUGGCCUGGACUACAGUUUAUAUUGUGUCUCUGUCUGUAUGAUGGAUUUUUAACGAUCAUAGAUCUUAAUUUUAACGCAUUACUAGCAGAUUUGGCUGUGUCUGUUAGUGGAAGAUCGUACUUGAACAGUUACUGUUCUGUCUUUAGUGGUCUUGGCACUACUACAGUUUUUCUCUCUUAUGCAGUAUGGAAUCGAACCGAUUUAGUCAAAUUCCAGAUCUUUUGCGGCGUCCUUACAAUAGUCUCUGCGUUCGGAUUUUUCAUCAGUGCAACGAUUCUAAGUUCCGAAUAUCGUAAAAUGAAUAAAUUAAAUAUCCAAAGUGUCGAACCUCCUACCACAGCCAUGGGAGAAGGAAUAAGUAGAGACACAAGUCGUAGUCAAAAUGUUGGUGUACGACUGUUUUUAUCCCAAGUACUUAUUAACAAGAAUUUUUUAAGCUUUUCGGUGAUGAAUUUAUUGCAGGUUUUUCAUUGUCACUUCAACAGCAAUUUUUUCCCACUUUUCCUUCAUUAUCUUCUCGGGGAUUAUGUAUCCCCAAUCACUGCGUCUAUUUUGUUAGGGGUAUCAUUCGUGGUUCCGCAUUUUAGUAAUAUCUACUUGUUAUCGUUAUGUCGUCGAUAUGGAGUAUACAAUAUUGUCCAGUCGUUGUUCUACACGAAAUUAAUAAUAGGCUUGAUUAUGCUUACUUUUGGAUCACACUGGCCUCGAUUGUUAUGCCUUUUUAUUGUCAGUAAUAGGAUCUUCACGGAAGGGAUCUGCAAAUUAUUAAACCUAGCUAUUAGUGACCUAAUUGACGAGGAUUAUGUACAGUUUAAUCGCAAGGAACCGAUAUCAGCGCUAAUGUUUGGGGUAGCUGCUUUUAUCUCAAAGCCUGGUCAAACGAUUGCUCCUUUGGUAGGGUCUUGGAUGAUUGAGAGUGUUACCGGCAAAUCGCUUUUUAAAACAGAUUUCGGCGAAAUUAAAAUUUCAAACGAUAAUGAAAUGAAGAUCGUAGACUUUCGUCAAGGCUGUUUUAAUGUUUUGGUUGGUAUAUCCAUCGGAUGUGCUAUUGCACAAAUUGUUACAUGGUCCUUUUAUGAACUUCGUGAUCAAAAAUUAAAGGAUGUAAAGCAGGCGCGCAGAAAGAUCGAACUUGGAGAGGAACAACAGAAGAUUUACCCAGCUGCAUACUCUACGGUGGACGAAACCAGGCAGCAGAUGUAUAAUUAUGAUAUCAAAAAUGUGUAA